Messenger RNA from Besnoitia besnoiti, 969 nucleotides. Its product is annotated as SNF7 family protein. NCBI's taxonomy places the organism in Eukaryota, Apicomplexa, Conoidasida, Eucoccidiorida, Sarcocystidae. Bases 1 to 969 code for a protein of 322 amino acids. Gene Ontology annotation, cellular component: ESCRT III complex; multivesicular body. The transcript is spliced from 8 exons. Gene Ontology annotation, biological process: endosome transport via multivesicular body sorting pathway; late endosome to vacuole transport; protein transport. The record is from RefSeq and is a predicted model, not a curated record.
AUGAGCGUCAUGGGUCAAGGGUAUCAAGACGAGGAUAUGUGCAUGUCCUUGUACGGUUUGUACCUACUUGACUCCUCAGUUUAUGCUCAGCAGCAAAUAAAAAGUACCGUCUUUCACGAAAGCUUCAACGUGCGAUGGCGUUUGUCUCCAGAGGCGGUGCGGGAGAACCGGAGGUCCAUCGCCCGGUCGAUUCGCGAACUCGAUCGCGAGGCCCUGGCGCUGAAUCGCCUUGAGCAGCAGCUGCUUUCUCAGAUCCGCAGCGAGGCGGCAAUCGCCGAAACGGCGACUCUGCAGCGGGUGCACGCGAGGCAGAUCGUGCGAGUCCGAAAGCGGCGAACGGCGCUUCUGGCUUGUCGCGCGCAGCUCCUGGGCGCAAAGCUCCAAGUCCAGCAGAUGCAGAGUAUGCAGCAGCUCCAACAGCACCUUCAGUCGAGUGCCCAGGUGUUGAUGAAGGUGAACAAGACGCUGAACUUGCCGCAGCUGCAUGGCGUAAUGAACGACUUCAUGCACGAAUCGCAUCGUCUCGGCUUGCUUGAAGAAAUGAUGACGGAUGUGAUCGACAGCGCGGCCGCAGAUGCGGAAGAAGAAGAAGCUGAAGAGGAGAUCGUGACUCAGGUGCUCCAGUCGGCGUCAGCCCAGCUCUCUCAAAGGUUGGCUGCUGCGCCGCCGCCGUUUCGCCUCGAUGCGCCUGCUGCGGUUGGAGGCGACCCCGUCGCGGUUGGAAGUGUCCCCGUGGCGGUCCCAAGUGUCCCCCCGGCCUGUGGAGCCCAACGUUUGGAGCCUCAGAGGGUUGCGCAGCACGACGAGGGAACAGCACUUCUCCGCCGAGCGCGCUGCGACCAGCAACAGCGCAUGGGGCUGCCGACGCUGCUGGUUUCGACUGGCGUGGAAGGCCGUCUAGCUUCGCAAGGAGCCGUUUGCGAUAUCGAGCGGCAAAUUCAGCAGCGCCUCCUCGACCUGAGGCGGUAG